Molecule: messenger RNA, 1971 nt
Organism: Apis cerana (Asiatic honeybee)
Lineage: Eukaryota; Metazoa; Arthropoda; Insecta; Hymenoptera; Apidae
Gene: Mt2
Product: tRNA (cytosine(38)-C(5))-methyltransferase
Cellular component (GO): nucleus
Molecular function (GO): methyltransferase activity
Source: RefSeq, a predicted model, not a curated record
UAAAGAGGAAAUAUCAAUAUAGUUAUGUUGACAUGGAAUGAGAUAUCAAAGUUCUUAUAUUGAAAAAAUUAAUAUAAAUAUUUAAAUAAUGAGAGUAUUGGAAUUGUACAGUGGUAUUGGUGGAAUGCAUUAUGCCCUUCAAGAAAGUGGUAUCAAAGGUGACAUUGUUGCAGCAGUUGAUAUAAAUACUGUUGCAAAUAAUAUAUAUAAAUAUAAUUUUCCAAAUGUAUUACUUUUGAAUUGUAAUAUUCAAUCACUUUCUGCACAAGAGAUAAAUAAUUUAAAUAUAGAUACUAUAUUAAUGAGUCCUCCAUGUCAACCUUACACCAGAAUAGGACUUCAGAAAGAUAUGUUGGAUAACAGAUCUUCUUCAUUGCUUCAUGUUCUUUCAUUGAUUCCUCAAAUAAAAACAUUAAAAUAUAUUCUCCUUGAAAAUGUAAAAGGAUUUGAAAAGUCUGAAAUGAGAAAUGCUAUAUUAAAAUGCAUAAAUACUAAUGGAUUUAAUUAUAAAGAAUUAAUUCUAAGCCCUUGUCAAUUUGGUAUUCCAAAUACCAGAUAUAGAUAUUAUUUAUUAGCAAAAAAAAAUAAUCUUGAAUUUUGCUUUGAUCAAUCUAUAUUAAAUUUUGAAUUAUCAGAUUCUAUUUUAAAAAUUCUUCCUAAAAGUAAAUAUAAUUUAUUAGCAGAAAAAAGCUAUACUCAAAAUUCUAAAACAGAUAAAAAUUGUUAUACAUUGGAAAAUAUUCUAGAGCAUGUUGAAGGAUCACAGUAUUUAAUUCCUAAAAAAUUGUUGGAAAAAAGAGUUUGGUUAAUGGACAUACGAACAUCACAAAGUAAUGGUUCUUGUUGCUUUACAAAAGCUUAUAGCCACUAUGUAGAAGGGACAGGUUCUGUAUAUUGUCCAUAUUCAGAAAAAACAAUUAAAGAAGCAUUUUCAGAAGCAAAUAAGUAUGAAAGACAAUCAUUAGAAGUAUCAAAAAUUCUGGAAAAAUUAAUGUUACGUUAUUUUACACCUAGAGAAAUAUCUAGAUUAAUGUGUUUUCCUGAAGAAUUCACAUUUCCAGAAUAUAUAACAGAUAAACAAAAAUAUAGACUAUUGGGAAAUUCAAUUAACAUAUAUGUGGUUAGUAGAUUAAUAUUUUUAUUAUAUACUGAGAGGAAGAUUACAUAAUAUAUUUAUAUAAAUAUAUCUCAUAUAUGUUUCUAAUUAAAAAAAAAUAUUUUUUUAUAUUUUAAAACAGAAUUAAAAAAUCUUGAUAAUUUAAAAAUAUUUAUAAAAAAAUUAAACAUUAGAUAAAUAAAUGCUAUAUAGUAUAUUUAAUCUUCAAUAUAAAUACAAAUCAUUUAUAAUUAUUGUAAUUGAUUGCAAAUAUUGCAAUCUAGCAUUUACAAUUUUAUAGUUAAUUAUAUAUUUUAUAUAAUUCUUAUAUUUCAUUUUCAACUUUGAUCAAUUCUUAGAAAUAAUAUAUUUAGUAAAUAAUUGUUCAAUAUCUUUAUUAUUUCAAUACAAAAUUUUAAAAUACUUAAAUAAAUAUUUUACAUAGUUUCUAAUUCAGGUGGAAUGUGAAUCUUCUUUUCUAAAGCAAAUUUUUUUAAUGCUUGAUAUUUAGAAUGCCAAGAUUCAAUUUCUUCUCUCAUAUGAUUAUUGUCUUCCUGCAUAGCUUCCAUAUCACGAUAUUCUUGUGUUUUCUCUGAUUCUAAUUCAUCUUUUUGCUCAAUUCUUUUGAUACGACAACUAGCUGCAUAUCCUCUGUUUUUUAAUGUUCGUCUACGUUGCUUCAUACGUACUAUUUCUUCUCUAGAUAGUCCACGCAAUUUCAGCUGCCUGUUUAAAUCUCUUACUGAUAUAGUUACUAGUUCAUCAUCGCUAAUGUCUAAACAAGGUCCAGGUGAUAGAGGAUCCUAUAUAAAAAUUGAUCAUAUCUUUUUAUUAAUUAUGUAAAAUAAGAAAUAAAAAAAUUUUUUACAUUUUUA